UUAUGUGUUGCCGCGAGCUGCCGUGGUAGGGAUGAUGAUGAUGGCGGAGCUGGUGCAGGGACAGGCCUCGGUGGCUCAGCCUGGAAUGAAACCAGACGGCUUCGCCGACGCUUUACACCGGGCUCGACAGAUUGCGGCUAAGAUGGGCGGAGACCAGAUGCCUCAUCUGAACCACUCUUCCCCUGUUGUUGACCCUUCGCUUUAUGGGUAUGGAGGGCAGAAACGCUCCCUAGAUGAAGGAGUAGGUACCCAGCUUGGUGCAAUGGUACAUCCAAGGGCUAUAGUGACGGAGGACUUCAAAGUGCCUGACAAGAUGGUGGGCUUCAUCAUUGGAAGAGGUGGUGAGCAGAUCACCAGAAUCCAGCUGGAAUCGGGCUGUAAGAUCCAGAUAGCAGCUGAUAGUGGAGGUAUGGCUGACCGACCCUGCGCCCUGACGGGGAGUCCAGAGAGCAUAGAGCAGGCCAAACGGUUGCUCGGCCAGAUCGUGGACCGCUGUCGGAACGGCCCCGGCUUCCACAGUGACAUGGACGCCAACAGCGCUGUCCAAGAGAUCUUGAUCCCAGCCAGCAAAGUGGGUCUGGUCAUUGGCAAAGGAGGGGACACUAUCAAACAGCUACAGGAGAGAACAGGGGUGAAGAUGAUCAUGAUUCAGGAUGGUCCCAUGCCCACAGGAGCAGACAAGCCCCUCAGGAUCACUGGGGACCCCUACAAAGUGCAGCAAGCGCGGGAGCUUGUAGUGGAGAUCAUUCGGGAGAAGGACCAGGGGGACUUCAGGACUGGCCGGGGUGACUUUGGCUCCAGGCUGGGUGGAAGCAGUGUGGAUGUGGCUGUGCCGAGGUUUGCAGUGGGCAUCGUCAUUGGCAGAAACGGUGAGAUGAUCAAGAAGAUCCAGAAUGAUGCUGGCGUGAGGAUCCAGUUCAAGCCAGAUGACGGAAUCAGUCCGGAUCGGAUUGCACAGGUGAUGGGUCAGCCAGACAGGUGUCAGCACGCAGUGCACCUCAUCAACGAGCUGGUGCACACAGCACAGGAGCGGGAUGGUUUUGGGGGUGCAGCUGGAGCUCGUGGGCGAGGCCGAGGUCGCAGCGAUUGGAACAUGGGCGCCCCAGGAGGAAUACAAGAAGUGACCUACACGAUACCAGCAGACAAGUGUGGUCUUGUGAUCGGCAAAGGUGGAGAGACUAUUAAGAACAUCAACCAGCAGUCAGGCGCUCACGUGGAGCUCCAGAGGAACCCUCCACCCAACACCGACCCCAAUGUGCGCAUCUUCACCAUCAGGGGUACCCCGCAGCAGAUGGAGGUGGCCCGACAGCUGAUUGAUGAGAAGAUCGGGGUCUCUGGAAUGGGCGGCAGCAGCAGUUUUGGGCUGAGCCCCUUCACCCAGGGCCCCGCCACUGCGCACCAGAAUGGACCACAAACGUUUAUGACUGGAGGUUGGGGCACCACAUACCAGACAUGGCAGACCCAGACACAGCAGGACCUCAGUCACAGCGGGUCACAGACAGGACAGAUGGAUUAUUCCAAGGCAUGGGAGCAGUAUUAUAAAAAACUGGGUCAGCAGAGCCAAGCUCAGAACACUGGUCCUGACUACAGCAAAGCAUGGGAAGAUUAUUAUAAGAAACAGAGUCAGGCUGCAGGUCCUGCAUCCCAGCAGAGCUCCCCUCCAGACUACAGUGCUGCAUGGGUGGAGUAUUACAGACAGCAGGGAGCUUACUACGGUCAGGGCUCACAGCAGACGCAGGCUCCAGGCCUUCAGGAUCAUUAGAGUGGAUUCCCUUUAGUUGAAGAUUUUUGAAUGAUUGAGAAGAUGAAACAAACAAAACCUUUUGUAACAGAGGUUUCUAGAUUUGCAACGCCUUGAAGACUUUUACUUUUUUCUUAGUGAGAAACACUAGCUGUAGAAUGACUUGUACAAUUUAAAACAGAAGAAAAGAAAUUUCUAAAUCAGGAACGUAAAAUUGUUACUAAAUACUUGUGUACACCAUUAUUUGAAUGAACAAUUUCCGGGAACCUUUUCGGACAACAGAUGUUUUUGUUUUCUAUUCUUCCUUUUUAAUUCAAGUGAAAUCGCCAAAAGGAACCCCGGAAUUGUAACAUUUCAGCAAUCGCAAUAUAAUCUAUUUUUUUCUAGUUCUGUUGCAAUAAAAUCGUAAUUAUAGGCUUAGCAGUCUUGAAUAACUUUUGUUGUUUUUGUCAUGAAAUGUUUUAAGAAUGUGUGAAAAAUGUUUUCUUUUCCUUUUACAUAGAGCAAUUUUAAUUCAGUGAGAAACUGUGAUGUUUUGUUACAGGAAAAAUGUUUUGUUUUUUUGUUUUUUUUUUGGUUUUUUGUUUUUUACAAAAUGAGUGAUGUUGGCAACUGGCAGUCAAUUCCUAAUUUAAUUCCUCUUGUUUUGUAUUGUUUUUCAUUGUCAUUUUAUUGUACUCUGGUUUAAAAAGGUGCAAUAUCUUAUUUCAUAUUUGAAACAAAGAUGGAUUUCUUUAUUUUGACAGAUGUUUAACUUGUAGUUCUUAGGGGUUGUUUUUUUUUUAGGUGUUUGGAAAUAAUUUUUUAUUACCUUGAUCUGAUGUGGGAAUAAGGGGGUCUUGCAUAUUGUGAGUUUAUUGCCUUUGCUAUCUUGUAAAACUAUGUAUGUACACUCAGAUACUUGACUAAAUACUUUAUUUAAAUAUAUAUAAUUAAAUCAAAGAAGUUAUUUCCUUUAUUGAGUCAUUUUUGCAGGAAAACUGUCCCUGUUCUGUUUUCAUAUUGAAAUUUUUUUUCAAAAGUUGUGAAUGUGUAAUUUGAAAUUUGAUGUUGCAUCUUGAUGUAUGGACAAAAAAACGAUGGUUUUAUGUAUGUUCUGUACCUACACCAUUCAAGACUGCUAAGCCUUCAGAUCCUGUCUGUGUAUUAAUUGUAGAUUUUUAUAUUCUAAGUAUUAAGAUCAAAGUUGUCUUAUUUGGUACCACCCAGCAUAUCCCCAUUGCCCCACCAGUACACACUGUGGACUUACACGUAGUCCGAUGCUAAUAACUUUUUAAGUAUUUUUUUUUUCUUUCUACUGUGUGAUCUAAUAUAUGUAUGAAUGAUUGAUUAGUUACGAAUUGAAUCUAGUAUUAACUUCACUGCUUAAUGAAAAGGGAUAUUAUAAUUUCAAAUGUUUAAUUUUAGUGGUUUUUUUUUUUUUUCUUCUUGUGUACAGGUAACCGUGUAUUAAAAAUAUCAAAAGACUACUUUUUGUGUUUUUUCUUUAUUUUAUCGUUUUAGUUCUUUUCUUUGGUUUUCUGUAACACAUUCCCGUUUUAGAUCUUCACUUGAACGCCCAUAUAUACCCGAAACUGGACACUACCCAUCUUUAACUCUUGGGAGAUGACUUUAUAUGUGUAAUGCAUCGCUUUGUAUCAUUUGUGUUGUGUAUAGAAAAAUUAUAUUUUCUAUGAUACUUUAUAACCUUUAACAGCUGAAAUAAAUGGGACGCAAGUAA
Electrophorus electricus (electric eel) is the source of this 3461-nucleotide messenger RNA. It is a transcript of the gene fubp3, whose product is annotated as far upstream element (FUSE) binding protein 3. Lineage: Eukaryota; Metazoa; Chordata; Actinopteri; Gymnotiformes; Gymnotidae. Gene Ontology annotation, biological process: regulation of DNA-templated transcription. Gene Ontology annotation, molecular function: RNA binding. The record is from RefSeq and is a predicted model, not a curated record.